Molecule: messenger RNA, 1842 nt
Organism: Fusarium pseudograminearum CS3096
Lineage: Eukaryota; Fungi; Ascomycota; Sordariomycetes; Hypocreales; Nectriaceae
Exons: 3
Coding region: 1-1842 (613 amino acids)
Biological process (GO): transcription initiation at RNA polymerase III promoter
Cellular component (GO): transcription factor TFIIIC complex
Source: RefSeq, a predicted model, not a curated record
AUGGAAGUGGAUCUAUCGUCUGAUGAAAACGGCUAUGAUAGCCUAGACGACGCCCAAUUUGAGGAUGACCACGGUGAAAGAGCAUCUGAGUCUGUACAUCCGGAUUCAGCUCCUCGAUAUAUGAUACCCGAGCGUGUUAUUGGUGCUGUCGAGUUUCCUGCAAUUGUGGAAAACCCUGACCGAGCUGUCAAGGCGUUUGGUCGCGUUCCCCAUCUUCAACAUGUCUUAGAUACGGGGAGGAAUUCAAUUCCACUUUAUCUGGUGCCGGAAGACCCGUUCUUUAAACCCAUCAUGUCACAUAAUGCUCGCAGUCACGAUGUGGUUCUCAAAGUCACAGUUCCGAAAAGAACUGGACGCAAAAGAAAAAGAGGAACAGAUGGACCUUGGGAAGGAGAUGUCGAAGUCACCGACGCCCAAGAUCAACCGCCUGCAAAUGACAAAGUCGCAUCUUACGAUCGACUAGAUGACCCCAAGGUGCUACGUCGAAAAAUGGCAGACAAUGUCGGCAACUAUCAUGUUGAAGCUGUGGGUGUGAUUCGCAGUACACAUCGCUUCCGUGGACUUCACGACUUUUACUGGGACAUGUCCAAGUCCAACUUUGCACAACGAUACGUUGAUCAAGUUCUUCCCGGAGAUGUCGACAAGAUGAAGGAGUUCAAGUUUCAGCCUGGAGUUGACAAAGGACCCAAUGUCGAUAUCAUCCCACCACCCAUGUUCACGCACAUGAGUCUUCCUUUCAACUACCAAUACUCACAAAACCCAUAUGUACGAGCCACCGAAGAUGGCGGUACGAUAAAUACCACUGCUGUUAAGCAAGUGGGUUACUUUAUCGGUGCAGAAGAUCCUGCGCCGACUGAGCCUCAGCUUCACCCCGACAUGACCGACCCACGAAUGGUGGAAAUCAUAGCUGAGCUCGAAGACGCAUUCGCGGAGCGACCUAUCUGGACACGGCGAUCAUUGCUCAACUAUCUUGGGGGCAAGCUUAAGAACUGGAACGAACUCAAGAAAUAUUUGAACUACGCCGCUUAUCAAUUCAAGGGAGGUCCGUGGAGAGAUGGAGUGGUUCAAUAUGGUAUUGAUCCACGAACGGAUCCCAAAUAUCGAAUCUACCAAACCCUCAUGUUCAAGCUUCCAAAGCAGAAGCGUGCUCAGCGGGGCCAAACGUGGAAAUCACUACGCAAAGUCCAAAUGGGACCCCUGAAAGAAUUCCUGGAAGAGCUUUCCGAGAGCCACGUCUUUGAUGGCGACACUUUCCAUACCGACGGCAAAGUGUGGCAAGUCUGCGAUAUCACUGACCCUCUUCUCAAGGAGCUCUUCGAAAACGCCGAUAUACGCCCAGAAUGGGAUCCCAGCAGUGGAUGGUACCAUGGCGGUCUCUGGGCUAAAGUCAAGGCUAUCAUGAAGACGAAACUCGUGGCCAUCCAAUUCGACCGACAUCUCACCCGGGAAGACUUUGCAAUGACUCUAGAAACAGGCGACAAAACGCCAGUCCGGUCAAACCAAGCAACGUUCCACCUGCCACUUCCAAAUUUACGACUUACAGAUGAGGAGCUGACACAACUCCGGGGACGACAACCAACUAAAAAGAAUAAGCACAAGGGCUAUAGCGUGCGAGUCAGAGACCCCAACGCAGGACCCAAGAAGGCUCCAGCUGAGGAGACCGCCGGUGUCGCUGCAAAUUUGCAAGAGGAGGAGGCUCGUUUGUUGGGGGAGAUGGGGUCCGGAAACGAGGAUUCUGAUGAGGCCGACGAAGACGAGUCCGGUGGCGAUGAAGAUGACGAUGGAGACGAAGAUAUGCCAGAUGAACUGGAAUAUGACAUCGAUCCAGAGAUGUAUGGAUGA